AUGUGGAGAAUUGCUCAAGCUGGAAAGCAAAGCGGUAAAGUGUUUAUUAGACUCUAUGGACAGACUCAGACAAUAAAAUCAUUUUUCGAUAUCUUUCCAAAGACGUUUCCUCAUGGAGGACCUCCGAAAGAUUCUUUUAAGAUCAACUUAAAGCAACUUCAGCGAGAAUACAGACAAGUUCAAGGUCAGAGCCAUCCUGACGUCGUCUUUGGAUCUAGCAUAUUAAGUAAGAAUGAAGGGGGCAAAACCAAAGAAGACUAUUCAUCAACCGUGAACAAAGCAUAUAUCACUCUUAGGAGUCCCUACAACAGAAUAGCCCACAUAAUUAAGCUUAAUCAUCCCGAGCACUUGGAUAUAACUAAGGAGACUUCGAAUGAUUUGAUUGCGAAGUAUCAAGCUAAUUCUCCUGAAAGUGCAUUAGAAUAUAAGGAAAUGCUUAUGUUAGUAUUGGAAGCACAUGAGUCAUUGGAGACGGCAACUCUGGAGGAGCACUUGGAUGACUUGAAGGAUGAAAAUGAUGCCAGAAUAGUACAAAGUGAAAACGUAAUAGACAGUUUAUUGAAAGAACCCAAAAUCGAUUGGGAUACUGUGACAAUGGAGGCCAUAAAAUUAAAAUACUGGGUAAAUAUCCAGAAUGGCAUAAAGGAAUGGGAACCUGGCAAGCCAGUUCACUUGACACAUUAG
This is a messenger RNA of Priceomyces carsonii, 684 nucleotides long. Its product is annotated as J-type chaperone. Lineage: Eukaryota; Fungi; Ascomycota; Pichiomycetes; Serinales; Debaryomycetaceae. The coding region runs from base 1 to 684 and encodes 227 amino acids. The record is from RefSeq and is a predicted model, not a curated record. Gene Ontology annotation, biological process: protein complex oligomerization; [2Fe-2S] cluster assembly. Gene Ontology annotation, cellular component: mitochondrion. Gene Ontology annotation, molecular function: ATPase activator activity; protein-folding chaperone binding. The transcript has a single exon.